AGGCAAACAUAAAACCUCUUAGCGAGCAGUGAGAUAAGGUCUAGCCUUCAUGGAGGUUCAAUGUGUUUUGGAGUCGCACUCACAGUAUGUCUGCAGCGACAACCUCAGAUCUCUUGAAAACACCCUUCAGUUCAUCUGUGAGUUUCCCAGAGAGACUCGUCACUCAGGUGAUGGACAGGAGACCUUCGUGGUUAAACUCCCAGCUCAGUGCAAUGUGCACCAACUGCGCUUGCGUCUCUGUAUGCUAGCGCAGGAGAGGUCUCAGCUUCCCGACCCUCUUGGACUCUUGGACCCUGAGAGGUAUCAGCUCCUGUUCACCAAAAUGGACGACCUGUAUGAGAUAUAUGAUGAUUGCCAGGUCCUGCAAACGCUAAAUGUGCCCUGGUUUCUGGAUCCCCAUGGCAUGAGGAUGGCACGGAUUUCUAUCGCAGAAAAGAAAACAGACACAGAAGAUGUGCAAAAUUACCAUCAUGCUUUAGCUAAGCUUAUUGGAUAUGACUUGAAUUCUACCGCAGGGAGCAGGCUGAGUGAACUGAGCUUUACCCGCAGAAAGUUUGCUGCCCCCCGCAGAGAGGAAUUGAAAAGCCGUGACCCAAAAGCGUAUGCCACUGAACCAUGGACCACAACCACACCCCUUCAGAAAGACCUCCAAGAGUGGCAUGAGCGCAAACUUCCAAUUGCCGUCUAUUUCGAUAACAAAGGCUUUUGCAUGAACAUAGACAUUGAAAUUUCUCCAGAUCAUCUUCUGAAGAUACUUCAGGAAACUGUGUCUAAAAUGGACCCCUCUAUUGACUGGUCCACAUCUGAUCCAGUGCUGAAGGUCUGUGGAAGGGAGGAGUUCUUAGUUGGAAGUAUCCCCCUGUACAACUUCCUUUGGGUUAGGAGCUGCCUGAAGAGGUGUAAAGACCUUCAUUUGACAAUCACUGAUGUUGCUUUGCUUCCAGAGGAUAAGGUGAGAAGUGAGGCCUUCCCCCUAGUGGACAACCUCACUAGCCUCUCCAGCUUUCAUGAGGACCUUGCUCUUGGUGGGAAAGAGAUGGAUGAGAUACUCAUGAUCUCCCUGUGGGACUGUGAGAGAAAGUUUAGGGUGAAACUGUUGGGGUUUGACAUUCCUGAACGCCCAGCCAAACUGCCCCAACUCAUUUGCGUUGAGGCUUCCAUUAUCUAUGGCAACAAGGUAGUGUCCUCUAUCGGUUCCACUGCUAAACCUUUCACAGAUGAGGUUAUGUGGAACACGUGGCUUGAGUUUGACAUCCUCCUAAAGAACAUCCCUCGUGGCUCAAAGCUCGGGUUUACCAUCAACACUUUCGACAACUCCACAGCAAAGGAAUCCAAAUCAUCUACCAGCGGAGUCAAGGAGUCAGACUUCCAGAGGUGUAAAGGAAAUGUGCUGUACUUUGUGAAUCUUCAGCUCAUCGACCACAGGUCUGUGCUCAGUCAGGGGCCUCACACUCUUCACAUGUGGCCAUUUCCUGAGCGAGAGGAGGAGGCGUUUACUUUCGAGGCUGACAAGCUCUCCACGGCGACCAACCCAGACGUGGCGACGUCCAUGGCCAUCACCUUCCUCCUGGACCGUUACAGUUUUCCCGUGGUCAUCCCGCACAGUAGAGGAGUCCCCAAUACUCUUUCUCCUCCCAGUGUUUCGUCACCGUCAUCUAAUUCCAGCUUACCACCCUCUCUUCUUGCAUCAAACCCAGCAUCGCCUUCAAAGUCGGAUGUCCCUGAAAGUGGAUCACCAACAUCAUCGCCCUCCACGCAAACCCAAAGAGAUCGUCUCAGGAGGUUUAGGGAGGAAAGUGUCCGCUACACCUCCAACCUGCCUCAGUUCCUGCGGAGCAUUGACUGGCUAAAGCCCGACGCUGUGCAGGACAUCCACUGGCUGCUGGGUCACUGGGAACCGCAUGACCUGGAGCUGCCAGUGGCUCUGGAGCUUCUCAGCGUGGGCUUUGCUGAUGAAAGGGUCAGAGGCCUGGCUGUCCAACGGCUGGAGCUGCUGUCCAAUGAAGAAGUACUAAGGUACCUUCUCCAGUUGGUUCAGACCCUCAAGGUUGAGCCCUAUCAUGAUAGCUGUCUGGCUAGAUUCCUCCUCCGAAGAGCACUCAGAAGCAAGAGAAUUGGUCACUUUUUUUUCUGGUUUUUGCGGAGUGAGGUGGCAGGAUGUCCAUUCUUUCGUGAACGCAUGGCAGUGAUUCUGGAGGCUUACUUAAUGGGUUGUGGUCAAUCCAUGCUGUCGAGUUUCCAACAACAAGUUCUGGUGGUGGACAACUUGCACAAUGUUGCAAGUGCAGUAAAGAGGUUAUAUCCAGACAAAAGUGAUCUCCCUCCAACAGCUGCGCAGAAGCUUCAGGACUUGCUGCAGAGCUGCCACUUCCCACCUGACUUCCAGGUGCCCUUUGAUCCACGUAUCAGAGCUGGACAAAUUCAGUUGAACAGGUGCAAAAUAAUGGCUUCCAAGAAGAAGCCCUUAUGGCUUGAAUUCUCAGGUGUUGAUUCACAAGCCACUACUGGUCCUCCUGUGGGAAUAAUAUUCAAAGAAGGUGAUGAUCUCCGACAGGAUAUGCUUGUUAUUCAGACAUUGAAAGUAAUGGAUUCAAUAUGGCAGGAAAGAUCCUUAAACCUCAACCUGGUGCCUUAUGGCUGCAUAUCCACUGGGCACAACAUAGGGAUGAUAGAGAUAGUCAGAGAUGCUGUCACGAUUGCGGCGGUCCAAAGGAGCCAAGGAGGCACAAAAGGAGCAUUCAAAAAUGAUGCUCUGUUUGAAUGGCUGAAGGACAAGUGUCCACUUCAAGGAAUACACUACCAAGCGAUGGAGAGGUUUGUCAACUCAUGUGCAGGGUAUUGUGUGGCCACAUAUGUGCUAGGAAUUGGAGAUCGCCACAAUGAUAACAUCAUGAUCACUGAUAAAGGCAAUCUUUUCCAUAUCGAUUUCGGCCACAUCCUGGGCAACACAAAGAGCUUCCUGGGGAUGAACAGGGAACGGGUCCCUUUUGUCCUCACCCCAGAUUUCCUCUAUGUCAUGGGCAGGGUCAAGGGUCGGUCCAGCCUCUACUUCCAGAGAUUUCGGGACAUAUGUAUCGAGGCCUACCUGUCCCUGCGCUCUCAGUCCAGGCUGCUUGUGACGCUCUUCUCCCUGAUGCUGUUGACGGGGAUCCCCGAGCUCAGUGCGGCGCAGGACAUGCGUUACCUCCGCACCGCGCUGCAAGAGGAGUGUGGAGAGGAAGAGGCUCGAGGUCACUUCCUGCAGCAGAUCACCAUCUGCGAGCAGCUGGGCUGGACUGUUCAGGCCAAUUGGUGGUUUCACAUGGUUGCAGGGAUUAAGUAAUGAGAAGAUGGAUAGGGGGGUGCAUUUUUAAGUGAACAUUUUUGUUAUUGUAAGAGACAUAAUUAAGAUGACAUCUGUGCUUGCAUUUUUACUAUAUAUUUCAACUUCUCUCUGUAGAUACCGUACCUUUCACUCUUGUAUGGAAAUACAUAUAAAAAGCCCAUGAAAGACAGAAGAGCUUUAGGUUUUCAGCAAC
Alosa alosa (allis shad) is the source of this 3518-nucleotide messenger RNA. RefSeq names its product phosphatidylinositol 4,5-bisphosphate 3-kinase catalytic subunit gamma isoform. Gene Ontology annotation, cellular component: phosphatidylinositol 3-kinase complex, class IA; plasma membrane; cytoplasm. Gene Ontology annotation, biological process: phosphatidylinositol-3-phosphate biosynthetic process; phosphatidylinositol-mediated signaling; cell migration. Bases 50 to 3322 code for a protein of 1090 amino acids. The record is from RefSeq and is a predicted model, not a curated record. The transcript has 11 exons. Gene Ontology annotation, molecular function: 1-phosphatidylinositol-4-phosphate 3-kinase activity; 1-phosphatidylinositol-3-kinase activity. NCBI's taxonomy places the organism in Eukaryota, Metazoa, Chordata, Actinopteri, Clupeiformes, Clupeidae.